GUAGAUUACAAUUCUCGCUCUUGACACAGAGCUUCUCUCUUCUUUCUUUUUCUUGAUCAAGUUCCAAGCCAUAACAAUACCUUUUUGCUGACAACAUAAUUGACUAUAAAGAUUUGAGAAGAUGGGAAAGAAAAGCAAAAGAAGCGUAUCAUUGAUGAUGAUGAUGUUCUUGUUCUUCAUAGUAAUAUCUGCUGAUUUUCAAGGCUGUUUCUCUGCUGCCAGUCAAACACCCAUCAAAGGACAGUCAAGCACCCCUGCUAAUGAUCGUGUUGGCUCCUCUGUUUUCUUUCGUGUCACCGGAAAUGUUUAUCCUACUGGGUACUACUCUGUGAUUCUCAACAUAGGCAACCCACCAAAGGCUUUUGACUUUGACAUAGAUACUGGAAGCGACCUCACCUGGGUCCAGUGUGAUGCUCCAUGCAAAGGUUGCACUAAGCCGCGUGAUAAGCUUUACAAACCAAAGAACAAUCUUGUGCCUUGUUCCAAUUCGUUAUGCCAGGCCGUCAGCACAGGGGAAAACUACCAUUGCGACGCCCCAGAUGACCAGUGUGACUAUGAAAUCGAGUAUGCUGAUCUUGGUUCAUCUAUUGGUGUGCUGCUGUCAGACUCCUUUCCGCUAAGAUUAACCAAUGGCACUCUUCUCCAACCUAAAAUGGCCUUUGGGUGUGGAUAUGAUCAAAAACAUCUUGGCCCACACCCACCUCCUGACACAGCUGGGAUCCUUGGCCUUGGCAGAGGUAAAGUAAGCAUUCUUUCACAGCUACGAGCCCUGGGUAUCACGCAAAAUGUGGUUGGCCACUGUUUCAGUAGGGCAAGGGGAGGCUUUUUAUUCUUUGGAGAUCAUCCUUUUCCAUCUUCAGGAAUCACCUGGACACCAAUGCUACGUAGUUCAUCAGACACACUAUACUCAUCAGGACCAGCAGAACUUCUUUUUGGUGGAAAGCCCACUGGCAUAAAGGGACUACAGCUUAUUUUUGAUAGUGGGAGCUCCUAUACCUACUUCAAUGCUCAAGUUUACCAGAGUAUACUCAAUCUGGUAAGGAAGGAUCUUGCUGGAAAGCCAUUAAAAGAUGCACCAGAGAAGGAACUUGCAGUAUGCUGGAAAACUGCAAAACCUAUCAAAUCUAUUCUUGAUAUCAAGAGUUACUUCAAGCCCUUAACCAUAAGCUUUAUGAAUGCAAAAAAUGUGCAGCUGCAAUUGGCACCUGAAGACUAUCUGAUCAUCACUAAGGAUGGGAAUGUGUGUUUAGGGAUUCUGAAUGGCAGCGAGCAACAGCUGGGAAACUUCAAUGUGAUUGGAGAUAUUUUUAUGCAAGACAGAGUGGUGAUUUAUGACAAUGAGAAACAACAGAUCGGAUGGUUCCCUGCAAAUUGCGAUAGACUUCCCCAGUCCUGAACCAUUCUCUCGUAAUAUCUUCUUUUUAAUUGCUCGAUCUUGGAUUUCUAGAAGACCAAUAAGCUGAUUGGCGGAUCUUUUCACCAAAAAUACAAGGCAAAAAUAACUUCAUGUCAUUAGACAUGAUAGAUACAUGCACAGGAACAUUCAAGCAUAGAUGACGCAAAUGGGAUUAUCCCACAUAUCAAGAAAAAAAAUUAUUGUUUAUCACAGAACAUGUAGACUCAUGCGAGUCCUCGUUCCAUUUCUGCUGCAAGAUAGAAACAUGAUUAAAUACAAGAAAAUGAUUUGAUUUAGUUACUA
This is a messenger RNA of Populus nigra (black poplar), 1699 nucleotides long. RefSeq names its product aspartic proteinase Asp1. NCBI's taxonomy places the organism in Eukaryota, Viridiplantae, Streptophyta, Magnoliopsida, Malpighiales, Salicaceae. The record is from RefSeq and is a predicted model, not a curated record. Bases 122 to 1396 code for a protein of 424 amino acids. Gene Ontology annotation, biological process: proteolysis. Gene Ontology annotation, molecular function: aspartic-type endopeptidase activity. The transcript has 8 exons.